Molecule: messenger RNA, 565 nt
Organism: Acromyrmex echinatior (Panamanian leafcutter ant)
Lineage: Eukaryota; Metazoa; Arthropoda; Insecta; Hymenoptera; Formicidae
Product: RCC1 and BTB domain-containing protein 1-like
Molecular function (GO): protein binding
Source: RefSeq, a predicted model, not a curated record
CAUGUCCGUAUUAAGAUUCUAUCUAUCUAUAUCUAUCGAUAGAAUUUACUGAUGUACUACGCCAGUAAAUUAACAGAAACCGAAUAAGAUCUGCAUGCACCGGCAUCUAAUGACAACAGAAAUCAUACAGAAGUUGCAAAAGUUCUUACUCGAUUCCUGCCACCAAUAUAUUGAAAUAUGUUUGCGUAUGAUUGGGCAGAAAAUAACCAAAGUCAUCAAGGUUGAUAAAAUUUCCCAUGACGUCUACAAAGCAUACCUGAAGUAUUUAUAUACCAAUACAAUCGAUUUAUAUCUUAUAAAUACCUUUGAGAAGGUAUCAGAACUUUUUGAUUUGGCCAAUGCUUAUUAUGAGGAUAACCUCAAGAAGCAGUGCAUUUAUAGAAUAAAGCAAGAAAUUACUGUAUCAAAUGUCGCCUACUUUUAUAACUUUGCAGUGAAGUAUGAAACAGAGGAGCUGAGAGAAUUCUGCGUCCGGUUUGCCGUUAUUCAUAUGAGAGCUGUGGUGAAAACAGAAAAUUUCGCCAAGCUUGAAGAUGAGAAAUUGAUGAAUAGAUUUAUAAAUGAA